UAAAAUGCAGACGUGAAGAGGUGAGUUUCGAUGUCCCUCUUGAAUUUGGCCAGGGUAUUUGACUGGCUAUUGAAACACAAACUGCUAUCUAAUUUUGUUUUGAAAAUACAAAAAUGUUUUUGUUUAUAUAUGCCAAUGAAAACCAUAUCCCAAAAAUAAGUGUGCAGAACUGGUAAAUGUUCAGACGUAUGUAUUCAAGUUGUAAUUACAGAACCUGUGAUCAAAAUCACAACUUGUUUUUGUUUUUUUUGUUUUUGAUAAAAUGAUUUCGUACUAAAACACUGAAAAUGUCAUCCUAACUUGUACAUCAAAUAUAUCCAAAACUCGUCACUUUCUGUUCGACCGCGGGUAAGAGAUGGUUGUUCACGUCAUGAAGGUGCCGCUACACGUCCAUACAAAUAUAACGAUGUUUGUAGAACAAAUACGUUUUUAUAUAAAAAAAAAAAGAGGACAAAUAUAAAAUAAAGUUAUCAGUGGCUCACAUAGAUAUGUUACCUCCCGCCAAAAAAUAAAUUAAUAGAAUACAUAAAUAAAUAAAAUGGUUAAAAGCAAUCAAGCGUAACCCGUUUACCUUGACCGAUGACCACCAAAAUAAAAUCAGGUGAAAAACUAAAUGUUACCUACAUGAUUGUGUAAACAUGUUAGACCUAUGACCUUGAACUUAGACGGACGAAAUGACACAAGGACGCACUGACAAAGCAAUAUCUACAUACCCCUCAAUGAGCAGGGGUAAAAUAAAGAAUACUGGUCUGUAAGAUGUUAAACAUGUUUUUGAAACCAUUAAUUAUCAUUAUUUUCAGAGUCUGUCAAAUCAAAAAUGGUGUCUUCAUGUCUGAGGCAAAUGCGAGAGAACAAGGUUUGAUGAGAGAACAAGGUAAAGCUGACUGGAGGGCAUUUGUGAUUUCAAGGGGACGAGAACUCAAACCAGGCGAGACUUUAAUUUUUUAUUGGUAACUGUACGGUAUAACAGUUAUAAAUGCGUUAGAAAAAAAUCCAUUCGUAAUCAUCAAAAGCAAUAUACUAGAUUUCGAUACGGAAAAAUUUCGUUAUCGUAGCGGUAAUACAGAAUGACACAACAAGAUAAUUUCUCUUAGUGAACAGUGGUAUGCAGUGUGAUAUCACAAAAUGUUUAUCACGCACACAUGUUUGAUCAGCUAUAAGAUAAGACCUGUUAAUUAUAAUGAUGAAAUAAACAAUAUAAAGUUAACAAUAAUGUUCUGAGUGCACAAAUGCAGCUGGUCUAGACCUGGAUUCGAACCCUGGACUUCAGAUUGUUACACUAUCCCUCUAACUGGCUUAGCUAUACCUGGUCAAAUGAAGGUGCUCUGGCUAAAGUGUGCUACAGUUCUAUCCAAACGAAAUUAAGAGGAGAUUAUUUUAUAUGCGCAAAACCACAGUGCAGUUGGACAGAGAUCCUUUGAUGGACUAACCACAACUUAAUAAAAGAGAGUUUUGGUUAACACAAGAUGUUUAAAUUUUCAAUACAAAUAAUGUAUGUUCAGAUUUUAUAAAAAUUAUGCCUUUAAUUCCGGGUUAUUUUGAGAUGGGACAUCCGUUUUGCAAAUAUUUACAUUGUUGCCACCUAUAUAAAUUUAAGAGUUGAAUAGCAUUGACACACAUGCUUCUGUUUCAGGUGGUUUUCUUAUUACAAUGAAUGUAUCAUCAAAUGAGAGCAAAGGAGGAAUCGUCGCAAAUAGAAAACGGACAAAUCCAAUUGGGGAGAAUCGUGUCUGAUAUGGCAAAAGAAGGCAUAAUAACACAGGAGGAAUAUCUUGCAACAAACUUCGAUAGCUACUAUCUCAGAACGGCAGCUGAUUUUACGGAGCCAUUCACCGACGUCAUUCCGGAAGUUGGAAAACUUGGAUUGGAAUUGGUGUCGAUGAAAUCGUUUAAACACUAUUUACCAAACCCCGCCUUUGAUAUCAUCAACAAAGAUGAAACAGAAAAGCUGGAAUACUCCCGCCAAAUAGUUGCCAAUGUCUACCCGUGGAUGCAUCACGUGCUUGAAGGAGGAUUGUCCAUUUCCAGAACAGAGAACGAGAAGCAGAUUAUCAUCGACCAAUAUUUCAAUAGAUUACAAAAGUAUGCGUUUGCUCAUUCUGACUUCAAGCCGUUGAUUAUCUUUACAGAAGUUGUCAUUAAAAAGGCCAUAUGAUUUACACCGAAUUGCAUGCAAAUAACAAUUUAUUUUCACAGAAACAGAUAUAUAAAUAUCAUAGCUGUUUAUGAUAACCAGAAUAUUAUAAACAUAUGUGGGAAUAUAUGUUGAUGACAGAAAAGGUGGUUUGCUAUAUCUGUUGACAUGUGUACUUACUUGUAAUAAUCAUAACAAACCAAUGAUAUCAAUUAUGACCACCUAUUUACUCAUGAUCAUGUUAUCGCCUAAAUUUUUACACGGCCAGGGACAACUUAUCGACUAUAUUUUAUAGACGGCCUGGGAUCAGUUAUCGACUGUAGUGUAUACACGUCCUGGUACCAGUUGUCGAUAUCAUGUUAGCUAAGCAUUCACUUAU
Molecule: messenger RNA, 2513 nt
Organism: Mizuhopecten yessoensis (Yesso scallop)
Lineage: Eukaryota; Metazoa; Mollusca; Bivalvia; Pectinida; Pectinidae
Exons: 3
Coding region: 1655-2155 (166 amino acids)
Source: RefSeq, a predicted model, not a curated record